Molecule: messenger RNA, 1440 nt
Organism: Dermatophagoides farinae (American house dust mite)
Lineage: Eukaryota; Metazoa; Arthropoda; Arachnida; Sarcoptiformes; Pyroglyphidae
Source: RefSeq, a predicted model, not a curated record
UUUUUUUUUGUUCGUUCAAAUUUUGGUUUUAUUAUGAUCUCAAAUAUUUCAUCAAUUAAUCAUCAUUGUAAUACCGGUGGUUACAUUAUAAAACUACUGGUACCAUAAUAAUAACCGGCAUAUUACACAAUGGUUGGUGCUGGCAUUACAAAUUCCGGUUCUAUUAAUAAUAAUAAUAUCAAUAACGGUAAUAUGAAUUCUGGAUCUGGUUCAAUAAUAACAACAUCAUCAACAACAUUAUCAUCAUCUAAUUCAUCCUCAUCAUCAUCAUCAUCGGUAGCAACUGCUGCUGCUGCUGCUGCCGUUGCUGCUGCAGCUACUUCCAAUCAUUCAUCAUCAUCAUCCGGUGGUGUUGGUGGUGGUGGUGGUAAUCAUGGUGGUUCACCAUUCAUUUAUCAUUCAAAUCGUGGACAUCCAAAUUUUAAUCCAACAAAACCGGUGGUUGUACAUAUACCGACACAACAUCGAACGGAAUCACAUUCAAAUCGAUCAACAAAAUCGAAAAAUGAAAAACCAAAUAAAUCAAAUCGAAAAAAACAAAUGAAUAUGAAAGAUGAUCGAAAUUCAUCAUCAUCAUCAACAUCAUCAUCACAUCAAUAUGAUUCACCAUAUCAUCAAUUCGGUUAUUAUCCGGAAGAUGAAUUAAUCAAUUCAACUAUUGAUGAUGAUAUAGGUGGUGGUGGUGGUGGUGGUUGUAGUAUUAGCAGCAUGGCCAUCGGUGGUGCUGCUGGUGGUGGCAAUAUGGUUGGCAUUGGAUUAACAAAUAGUAAUAAACAAAUGGCUGCAACACGUUAUCAUCGUAAUAAUAUAUUGAUAUCUGAAGUAUUUUCCGAUAAAGUUAUGCCCGAUGUACGUACAAUCGUCACGAAUAGUCGUUUAGAAGUAUUACGUAAACAGGCUGAUUCAUUAAUCCUACAUCAAGAAAGAUCACUCAGUGAAUUGGCAAAUAUGGAACAAUUAUUUAAAGAGAAAAAACGUAAAUUACUUGAAUCAAGUGAAGAAUUUAAUCGCCAAUUACAACGUUAUAGUAAACAGCCUGCAUUUGAUACAGAAAUGUAUCAAAAAAUGAUUGAUACAGCUAUGGAACAGAUUCGACAACAAUAUAGUGAUCAAAAACAUCAACAGCAACAACAACAACAACAACAGGAAAAUGAUAAAUUAUUGAUUAAUGGUAAUGAUACGAUUAAAGAUGGAAAUCAGAAAAAUUCUACCACCACAGCAAUAACAAAUGUAAAUAGCCAUACUAUAAAGCAACAAUCGUCACAACAGCAAUUACAGUGCAAUGGACAACAACAAUCAAUUGGUAUGGAAAAUGUGAAAUUAAAUGUUUCAUCGUCAACAACUGCAACAACAACACCACCACCGUCAACAACAACAACAACAAUAACAACAACAACUAAAUCGCCACCAUUAAAUGAUGGCAACAACAAUAACGAAUAA